CCCGGGACAGAGCGGUGGCAUCCGGGCGCAGUCGGAGCCUGGGGCCCUGCAGCGGAGGAGCCCCGCACCGCACCGCGCUGGGACGACCCCCCUUUCCUGUCUUCCGCAGGCCUGCGGAGCUGCCUGUCCCGCUCGGUGCUGGGCGUCCUGGGCGUGGUGGCCUCGGCCCCCAGCUCCACCGCUGUCUGCCAUCGCGGCUUCUCCGUUGAGGCCAAGAAGACAUACGUGCGGGACAGACCUCACGUCAAUAUAGGUACCAUCGGACACGUCGACCACGGGAAGACCACGCUCACGGCUGCCAUCACCAAGAUCCUGUCGGAGACCGGCAGCGCCAAGUUCCGGAAGUACGAGGAGAUCGACAACGCGCCGGAGGAGAAGGCACGUGGUAUCACUAUCAGCGCUUCGCAUGUGGAGUAUGCCACCGCCAACCGGCACUACAGCCACACUGAUUGCCCUGGCCACGCCGAUUACAUCAAGAACAUGAUCACGGGCACGGCGCCCCUCGAUGGUUGCAUCCUGGUGGUGGCAGCGACGGAAGGGCAGAUGCCGCAGACACGGGAGCACCUGCUGCUGGCCAAGCAGAUCGGGGUGGAGCAUGUGGUGGUGUACGUCAACAAAGCAGACAUGGCGUCCGACAAUGAGAUGCUGGACUUGGUGGAGCUGGAGAUCCGUGAGCUGCUUUCUGAGUUCGGCUAUGACGGCGACAAUACGCCUGUCAUAUUUGGCUCUGCCCUCUGCGCCCUCGAGAACCGGGAGCCCAAGAUGGGCCUGGAGUCAGUGCUGAAGCUGCUGGAGGCCGUGGACACCUACAUCCCGCUGCCACCACGGGAGCUGGACAAGCCCUUCUUGCUGCCCAUUGAUUCCACCUGCUCCAUCCCAGGCCGGGGCACAGUGGUGACAGGGACGCUGGAGCGUGGCAUUAUCAAGAAGGGGGACGAGUGUGAGUUUGUGGGGCACAACAAGAAACUGCGCUCCGUUGUCACAGGGAUCGAGAUGUUCCACCAGAGCUUGGACCGGGCGGAGGCCGGCGACAACAUGGGUGCGCUGGUGCGGGGGUUGCGGCGCGAGGAUGUGCGCCGGGGCAUGGUCAUGUGCAAACCGGGCUCCAUCCAGCCCCACCAGAAAAUCGAGGCGCAGGUCUAUGUGCUUAGUAAGGAGGAAGGGGGGCGAAGCAAGCCCUUCGUCUCCGGCUACAAGCCCAUCUUGUUCUCACUCACCUGGGACAUGGUUGGCCGCAUCUCUCUGCCCCCUGGGAAGGAGCUGGUGAUGCCUGGGGAGGACACGAGUCUGACAGUGACACUGCGGCAGCCCGUGGUGCUUGAGACGGGGCAGCGCUUUACCCUGCGUGAUGGGAGCCGCACUAUUGGCACUGGCGUUGUCACUCGCACCCUGGAGAUCACCGCGGAGGAGCGAGAAGCUGCUGCUGAGUGAGAGCCUGGACACUUGGGGGGGGGGGGGGGUUGCAUUGUGA
Messenger RNA from Alligator sinensis (Chinese alligator), 1471 nucleotides. RefSeq names its product Tu translation elongation factor, mitochondrial (gene TUFM). The record is from RefSeq and is a predicted model, not a curated record. Lineage: Eukaryota; Metazoa; Chordata; Crocodylia; Alligatoridae. The annotation marks the transcript as partial. Gene Ontology annotation, cellular component: mitochondrion. Gene Ontology annotation, molecular function: GTP binding; translation elongation factor activity; GTPase activity. Gene Ontology annotation, biological process: mitochondrial translational elongation. The transcript has 10 exons.